Messenger RNA from Neospora caninum, 720 nucleotides. RefSeq lists its product as hypothetical. Lineage: Eukaryota; Apicomplexa; Conoidasida; Eucoccidiorida; Sarcocystidae. The record is from RefSeq and is a predicted model, not a curated record. The coding region runs from base 1 to 720 and encodes 239 amino acids. The transcript has 4 exons.
AUGAAUCGCGUAAGCAAGUGUGCAGUCGUUGCUGGGUCCUCUCUUCUCGGUGCUCUUUCUUCCUUGGUGCCUCGCUACCCGUCUGCCUCCCUUUCCGUUUCCCCGAUGUUCACACGCAAAGCGCUCCUCGUUCCUCUUGCUCUCGCGGCCAGUCUCUUCAACUUCCUGGCCGCCGCGGGAAACCACGGGGACUCCUUGGCGACCGGGACGGCCACGGCCGAGCUGCCAGGGGCGCCGCAGGAUACACCUCCGCUUCUCUGGAAUGGCGCGGGGCCGGGCGCCUCUCGUCCUGGAAUCGGCGCGGGCAGGAGCCGGAACGCAACCCUCCCGUGGCGACGCAAACGCCCUUUGGCAGCCUCUGAGGAUGAAGGCGCACUAGGCGCCGCUUCGCUGCGCGGCAACCCCAGUGGUUUGUUCUCGAACACUCUGGAGACUGCGGAAAAUGGAGCUAUUCAAGUGGAACGGCAAGCCGCAGCAGAGAUGGCGAGCGCGAAGGAAGACAGCCAAACCCUGACGAGAAGGAUGCGUGCUGCGUGGAGGCCGUGGGCGACAUCGACUGAUCGGCGCGUCAGCUUUUUUGACAUCACGAUCCUUCUGAUCGCUCUCGUGAUCACCGGCGUGACCACAAACUGGAUGAGGGGGCUACGGAUAAAAGUGGCGCACGCCGUUGGUGCGGAAUUCAGGGACGUCGUCCUGGGACGCUUGGCAGAUCCGGCGUGA